AUGCCAGACAUGUCGGAAACACGCAGGCUCGGCACGCCCUUGCCGCGCAACCCUUCCUCCUCGUCCUCGUCGAAUCGCUCAUCAACCAACAAGUCAAACCAGCCCCGGGCGGGUUCGCCGUUGAAGCAAGGCUCGCGACUUCCGUCUGAAGGGUCCGCCUCUCCCACCGUCUCGGCCGGUAAAUCCCCCGAACCUCCCUCUCGCCCAUCGUCGACCGACCGCCAAUCCUCCUCAACCGAAGAACAGCGGCAAAGUUCCCGAGAUCCCCAGACGACGACGCGGCAACAGCCUACAGAAGCAGAGUUGAAGGCACGAGCGGCGGCAGCUGUGGCAAAGACAAGGAUCAGGGCGGACCCGAGCAUGUCGAGCGCAUUCAAGAAGGACCAGGACCCAGAGUUGUACGAGUUGUUCGUCGGUUGA
Messenger RNA from Rhodotorula toruloides NP11, 420 nucleotides. RefSeq lists its product as uncharacterized. The record is from RefSeq and is a predicted model, not a curated record. NCBI's taxonomy places the organism in Eukaryota, Fungi, Basidiomycota, Microbotryomycetes, Sporidiobolales, Sporidiobolaceae. Bases 1 to 420 code for a protein of 139 amino acids. The transcript has 3 exons.